AGGAAUUGCUUUCACAGCUCAAUGAGAAUCCUCCGAUUACCCGAAUCGGAGGAAGUGAAAGAGCAAAGGUUGUUCUCCGGUACGUGACAGAAUGUCGCCACGAUAUUGGCGAACCGACUGACGCAUGCGUCGCCGACGAUUCGCCGCAAUUUUGGAAUCUUGUCAACAAACAUCUCACUGUGCGCCCUUAACUCCUAACCCGAACUAGCCUUUCGCACGCUCGCAACUCUGUUUUUUUCCACGUCGUGGCGUGAUCGUCUACCGUCUACGAUAUUCAUCUGGUUGAAACGUUUAGUCGACAGGAAUCUAGUGGAGAGAUAAUAUCGAUGGAGUAUACGUACGUCUGCGCGAAGGGGAUGAACGUUGUUUUCAAAGUGUAAUCGUGUACAGUGAAUAAUAUCUUAUUAAAAGUGAUUUUCUGAGAUGCAUUCAUUUGUGUAGAGUGUAAGAGAAUCUGUAACUCUGUUUAUAUUGAUUUAGAGAAAGUUUGAAUCGUCGAUGAGUUGAAAAUAAUUUAAAGAGCUGCGUAUACACGUGAUACAAGAUGGAUGAGAUAGAAGCUGAAACCGAUCGGUCGAUCGCUGCCACGCUUUCCAAAAGUAUUGGCUUCCAACGUAUCGAGGUCAUUCUCGACCACCCUCAGAAGGUCUGUUACAGCGGAAAUCAGAUUUCAGGGAACGUACGCUUAGAUCUGGAUGAACCAACAAGUGCUUUAGGAAUUAGACUUAAAUGCAAGGGAGAAGCUCAGGUGUAUUUUACCGAUCGAUCGGCUGGAAUUCGACGUAAGUUCUCGGCGUUCGAGAAUUAUCUUCACGUGGAGACGUAUCUUGCUGGCGAUGGCAAAGAAAAGACUAUGAUAACUGGAGGCGUCUACCCGUUCAGCCUAACGUUACCGGAGAACUUGCCGUGCAGCUUCGAGGGCCGAUACGGACGAGUACGGUACUCGAUUAGGGCAUUGUUGGACGUAACGACCAUUUAUCGGUUUUCCACCAAUAUUAUUCCAUUCACGGUGGCACCCAUUCUUGACCUUAAUCGCGAUCCUCUCGCUCCCUUGCCAAUAAGUAUCAAACAAUCCAAGAUGUAUAUUGGCCAAACGGAACCGAUCAGCAUGUCCAUGACUGUUCCAGUUCGUGGUUACGUCCCUGGCCAGACUAUACCGAUUAAGAUUGUCGUGGCGAAUCCCACCACCGUCGUCGUUACGAAAAUCAGAGUGGUUUUUAAAAAAGUGGUGUCUUAUCGUUCGACGGAAAAGUCGCGUAAGCACAAAGAAAUCGUAGUAGAAGUAGAACAGCCCGUUAAUAAAGACUCCGAUACGUACGAUGUCACGUUUGACGUUCCUGCAGUACCACCCACCGGGAUGAUCCACUGCAACAUCAUCGACGUUCUGUACACGCUUAAAGUCGAGGCCUGCGUAGACGUGAGCGAGUGGUACUACAGAAUGUUUCAGAAGAACUUGAAACUGCGAACAAAUAUAGUAGUCGGCACUGUGCCACUUCAAAAUUACGAAAUCCCACAAAAAACAGCCGACGUGACGGAAGCUUUUUCAUUUCAUCCCCCGUGUACUAUGGCUACGGAAGAAUACGCCAACGACACGCCGCCGUUGAAAAACAUCGAGAGAGAGGAAACUGCGAAACCAAGUUUGUCUUUGCCGCUGUACGAGAAAAGUCAAAUAUAUCGAUCCUCGAAACCGGACAGGGACGAUCCCACGGGAGACGAUGGUGACAGCGACGGAGAGGUCAAGCCAUACUCGCCUAUGUAUCGCGUGUACACGUUCGAAUCAUCGCAGAAGAAGGACCGUUAGAUAAGUGCUUGACUUCGUAACUAGAAAAAGAGAGGAAGAGGGAGAAGCUUGCUUAAUUAUUCGUUCAAGGAUUCGCUGUUCGUUAGCGGUGUCCGCAACGGAUCGCUCAAGAUGAAGAAGAAAAUUGUGAUGCAUCGUUGAAAGUAAAAAAUAAUUGUUCUUUCCAGAAAUUGUAUACAUUUUAACCGAGGCGUGCACAAAAGUGUACGCGUGAAUUUUACGUCCAAUUCCGCGCUUUAUCGAUCGACCGAUUGCCUUCGAUUCUUGCCUUUGAUUUUUUAUUUCCUAUAUACGAAAGAAAAGAAGGGAAAAAUAGUAAAAAAAAAAAGCAUCAUUAGAAACAUCGAGUGAGAUAUGAAAAUCCGUUGGGACCAACCUGUGCAGCUAAUUAAAUUCCUUAAUCAUGCGAGAUAACUUGCGGGCAAAGUAAUUCUAUAAUAAUUGUCAGGCCGUGCAACAUCGAAUAUCGUCGAAACGAAGUUUACGAGACAACUAAACACGUAUUGCUUUAAUGUUCAAUGAAAACGUUCUCGAUGAAUUUCGUUGAAAAAUUAAUUGCCCGUCCUGUGUUCUUUCCCUCUCCCGAUAGAAAAACAUCAAGUGCAUUAAUAUGAAUUAAUUUCAUAUAAUGUAUUUUUUGAUAAUUCAAAAUUGUCUCAUGUUUGUUCCACCAACGUUCUAAAUUAAAUGGGUUGAUAGAAGCGUUGAGGAAGUGGUGUUUCUAAAGAGUCGCAUCAGCGAAAAGAAUCCUAUAUAUGAAAUGAAAAAUACGCAUUAAUUGUGCAACGAUAUUAAUAAACGUAUUUUAAAUAGUGAAAAUUUAAUCGAGUGCUUUAAAUAUAAAUCAACCAUAAAUGGUAAUAUGAAUAUUCAUAAUAACGAAAUACUCGGUGGAAUCAAUUUCAAUAUUAGCAAAUGCGGAAGGACUAACCGGUAAUAAAACGCAAAUUUGCUGUUAUUCUUA
This is a messenger RNA of Bombus pascuorum, 2765 nucleotides long. Its product is annotated as arrestin domain-containing protein 17-like. The coding region runs from base 545 to 1801 and encodes 418 amino acids. NCBI's taxonomy places the organism in Eukaryota, Metazoa, Arthropoda, Insecta, Hymenoptera, Apidae. The record is from RefSeq and is a predicted model, not a curated record. The transcript has 8 exons. Gene Ontology annotation, cellular component: cytoplasm. Gene Ontology annotation, biological process: protein transport.